AUCUGCAUCAACAAUCCAAGAUGGGAAUCAGUAAAGCGAAUCCAAUGCAGGAAAGUUGCGGGAAAUAGCGAAUUCAGCAACAUGCAGCUCCCAGAAUGGUGGGCUAUAGACGUCACGAUUCAAUGACACAAACGCAGAAGCUCAUAGCCGGAUGCAUGUCAGGGGUGACCACGAGGUUCAUUGUGCAACCCAUGGACGUGGUAAAGCUCAGGGCGCAGUUGCAGAAGAAGCCCAAACGGAGGUCUGUCGUGUACCGCACUGCGCGCCGGAUAUUUCUCGAAGAAGGACUUGCUGCGUUCUGGCACGGGCAUAUGUUGGGGCAGAUGCAUUCAAUUUUAGCAGUCAGCAGUCAGUUCUAUGUAUACGAACUAACAACUCAAUUCACGUCGCAAAGAUUCAAUAUUCCCAAGAAGUAUAGACCCGUCCAACACUUCGUAUGCGGCAUGGCGGCUGGCUGUGUGUGCACGAUGCUGGUCAUCCCCCUGGAGGUAAUCCGAGUCCGUCAGAUGUUGGUGAAGGAUCAGUACAAGAGCAUAUGGAAGGGGGCGAGGGCAGUCUACCGUUACGGAGGAAUAUUCGCCUUCUAUGAGGGCCUGAGUGCAUCCCUGUUACAGAUGGGCCCACAAGUGGGAAUUUCCUUCGCAGUCUUCACAUUCUGCCAGCCGCUUCUCCUGAAGUACUUCUUCGAGUGCCCGCCGGACCAGUGCAACGCGAAGAUCGGCAACAACUACAAGCCUCAGAGCCUGGUGAUCGCCAGCUCCAUAGCCGGGUCGGCUGCCGGCUUCGUAUCAAAGUCGAUGACGUACCCCUUCGAUUUGGCGAAGAGAAGAUUACAGAUUGGGAGUCACAAAGUCAAUUUCAGCAAAUACAAGACGCCUAGUCAAUCGCGCAGUCUGACCCGGUGCAAGAAGCUGACGGAGUGCCUCUGGCGCGCCUACAAGCACGAGGGGAUGAAGGGUCUCUUCCGCGGUUGGACGGUCACCGUCUACAAGGCACAGCUAACCAGCGUCGUUGCCUUCACGUCGUACGAAAUGAUCUGUUAUACCCUGAGGGAGAUAUCUAACUGAAAGCCCAAGAAUAUGACACGGAUUAU
Trichoplusia ni (cabbage looper) is the source of this 1093-nucleotide messenger RNA. RefSeq names its product mitochondrial thiamine pyrophosphate carrier-like. Gene Ontology annotation, cellular component: mitochondrial inner membrane. The record is from RefSeq and is a predicted model, not a curated record. Bases 96 to 1067 code for a protein of 323 amino acids. Gene Ontology annotation, biological process: thiamine pyrophosphate transmembrane transport. NCBI's taxonomy places the organism in Eukaryota, Metazoa, Arthropoda, Insecta, Lepidoptera, Noctuidae. The transcript has 5 exons. Gene Ontology annotation, molecular function: thiamine transmembrane transporter activity.